CUUCUUAAAGCGGGGACCGCUGCUUGUAACCGUUGUACAUCCUUACAAGGAUCAUCCCAUCGCUGACAAGAUGGCGCCGGAAGCCCCUCCAACCCUCUUCCUUAUCCACGGCGGUGGCCACGGCGACCCAGCUUACUUCCAAAAGUUCCAAGACGAGCUGCACAAAGCCGAGAUACCCACAGAGACAGGCACCCAGCCAUCCAAUGGCGGGUUCCCGCCACGACCCAUGUACAACGACGCGGCUUAUUGGCGCGCAGAGAUCGAUCGUCUCGCCGACGCCGGAAAGGACGUUGUCGUGCUCAUGCACUCGGUGGGCGGCGUUGUCGGCACGGAGGCUACGCAGGGGCUGGGCAAGGCGGAGCGGGCAAAGAGGGGGCUGCCGGGUGGUGUGGUGCACCUGGUCUACCUCACCGCGUAUCUGCCCAACGAGGGCGAUAGCGUCUUUAGCUUCUAUGGCGAGGGGACUCUGCUACCCACGCGGGCCGAAUUUCGCACGGCGGACAAUGGGGUCGAUAUUUUCGUUCUCGAUCCCUUUGCUGCCUAUUACUACAACGACAUGGCUCCUGAGGAGCAGCAGCAUUGGGCUCAGUACUUGAAACAUUCCCCACUUGAGCUGAUUACUCAACCCGUCACUCACGCGACAUGGCAAGAUAUACCAACCUCAUAUAUCAUCGCUGAGUUGGAUCAGGUUAUACUGCCGGAAGUGCAACAGCAGAUGGUCAACGACGCAAAGGAGAAGCAUGGUAUCGAAAUCACGACCUUCUCCUUGCCGUCGAGCCACUCUCCGUUUUUGAGCAUGCCCGAUCGGUUAACCGACGUUAUCAAGUCAAUUUACCGGGCUAUUCAGAAGUGAAGCCGUAGGUUGAUGUGGGG
This is a messenger RNA of Phialemonium atrogriseum, 873 nucleotides long. RefSeq names its product Alpha/beta hydrolase fold-1. The coding region runs from base 71 to 853 and encodes 260 amino acids. The record is from RefSeq and is a predicted model, not a curated record. The transcript is spliced from 3 exons. NCBI's taxonomy places the organism in Eukaryota, Fungi, Ascomycota, Sordariomycetes, Cephalothecales, Cephalothecaceae.